AGUUUUCAUAAAAAUACAACUUCACUUGCAAAAACAAAUAUGAUUUCAAACCGAAAAAUUGCGAUUUACAUUUUCUGAAGAAGCUAAAUACGAAAUUAAGAUCACUUUCGUACUGAAUUCGUUCUUGGGACAUGUCUGUAUAUCAAGAAAUGGAAUUAAAUCACAAAACGUCACACCGAAUUUGACACUAGUUGUAUAGAGUCAAAUCAGCUGGGGUUUGCUGCUGCCUGUAAUAAUUAUACCAUGAUGUGCGAGGAAAUUAUAUUUGUUAUAUCCACUACUGUAAACGACUGAAACUGUUUGACAUAUUAGCCCGUUGAGUAAUUUGUAACCGAUUUCGGCAUUCCUAACAACGGAGACACGGAAAAUAUCCGAAUAGUUGGUGAGUUUUUAUUUUCACGAAUUCUUUUCGACAGUGGAAAAUAUUGAUAGUUUCAUGGACACGAAUUCUUUUCGACAGUGGAAUAUAAAAUAACACCGAUGAUCAACAUGAGGAUUCGAAAAUCACAAACACAAAGUGACAUUCUUGUUAAACGUAUGAAGGAACACCCCGAAAUGGUUAAUGGAUUUCCGAAAGGCAAGAAAAAAGAGUCUGAUGAGUUUUGGAGCAAGCUUACAGUUGAACUCAAUGCAAAUGGACCGCCCUUUAAAGAGACCGCCACAUGGAAAAAGACUUGGAACGACUGGAAAAUAUAUGUACGCAAAAAGGUCUCCGUCUACAGGCACUUAAUAACGACAAAGACCGAAGUAGAGCUUCUUAAUUUAUUAGGUAUUGCAGAAAAACGUUUACCAUCACCUGCGAAAAAAAAUCUCGAGGAAGAUGAUGUGAUCGAUGACACCUCCUUAUGUAAUAUAGUUUUUGGAGUCGAUGAUUCGAACAGUUCAACGGACAGUUGCCGUUCCAAUAGCAAUGAAAGUCCCUUGCCUAAACGCAAACGAGUGCCAUCUUCACAGGAGAAUGAAAACACCGUAUUAAGUGAUACUUCAAUUAAAGAAGAUCUGAUAGGGUUUCCUUCGCGUGAAUCAAGUACUUCACAAAAUGCUCAAGAUAUCCCUAGUAAACAAUCAAAGUUAGAAAAUAAAACUGUCCAUUGUUUUAACCGUAUCUUCAGCACCUUAAAUGACAUUUAUAAAAUACAAAAAGAGACAAAAAAAGAAAAUGAACGCCAUCACAGAGCUAUGGAGGAGUUGUUGCGAGAAAAGAAUAUGAUCAAAAUGAGGUCUUUGGAGCUACAAGAACUAAAAUAUAAAUUUGAAAUGGAAAAACAACAAGGCAAUGAUGUUUUGCAUGGCACAAAGCGUUAAUAAUGCUUUGCAUUCACCUAAUACAUUACUUGAUGAAUUGAUAUUUUAAUUUUCAAAAUUAAUAUUCCAAAUGAAUUUGAUAUGUUGUAAGAAAAUGUUAACUUCAUAUUUUGUAUGAAGAUAAAAUAAUUGCUAUAUUUUAAAUAUUUCAUAGGAAUGUGAAAGCUUCUUAAAAAUGCAGAAAAUGAAUUACAGUUGCUUAAUAGUUUGAGUAUUAUAAAAUAAUAAAAAAAAUUAUGAAAUUUUCCUAUUACAUGCUGUGAAAAACAAAAUUGAAAUAUUAUUGAGUUUUGUCUUUGUUAGGGCGAAAAUCACAUGUUUAGGACUUUAUUUGCUUUAAUUUGUUCUACUUAAGCUCUAAAA
This is a messenger RNA of Musca domestica (house fly), 1668 nucleotides long. RefSeq lists its product as uncharacterized. Bases 481 to 1305 code for a protein of 274 amino acids. The transcript has 3 exons. The record is from RefSeq and is a predicted model, not a curated record. Lineage: Eukaryota; Metazoa; Arthropoda; Insecta; Diptera; Muscidae.